AUGUCCAGCGUACUCCGGUGGAGUUGCUGUGAUACGCUGGCCUUGAACGUCAGGUCUGCAGAUUUCAAACGCCGGCAAGGCAAAGGAUACGCGUUGCAGGUCGGAGCCACCCCUAAGUGUAGAGACAAUUCGUCCGCUAACGCGGACUCAACCGAAUCCGCCAAAUUCUUUGAGGCACACUUAGCGGAAGAAUAUCGUGGACAAAAAGAAUCCAGGUGGACGGAGAAUAACCUGAUCAAGACGCUACCCCCUACCUCAGUGCCUAGUGACCUUGGAAGUAAUUUCGUUCACCUCAAUACUGUUAUGCGGACUCCGCUGGGUGAAAGCAUCCCCAUGUCACUCCACUAUCGACUACGGUGCAAAAGACACUUUUAUGGACAAGGCUGUGGUGUGUUCUGCCACGGACAACGGGGGACACAUGGUAACUAUGAAUGUGAUCCAAACACGGGACAUAUUGUUUGUCUGGAUGGAUGGAGAGGCGAUCGUUGCACUGAAGAUUUGAACUUUUGCUCGAGGCAUCCGGGAAUCUGUCAGAAUGGUGGACAGUGUGUGAACAACCAGCGACACACGGACGGAUUUCACCACUGCCACUGUCGUCAAGGUUACAAGGGUAAACACUGCGAAUUGCGAGAAGUUGACUGUCGGACACAGGGAUGCAAUGGAGCUGGACGAUGUGUGAAACAACAAGAUUACAAGCACGCAUGUCAGUGUAGUCCAGGGCACUUUGGAGAUCUUUGUGAAUCGACGCAACCAAUAGCCGAACCGAUACUGAGUGCAAAUGGGUCAGAAUUUUCGGGAUCCGAGAAGGACGUAAUGCAGAAGUGCACAAACAAUACAUGUCUUAAUGGUGGAUUGUGCUCAGAGUUGCCACGCAGUUUCUCCUGCAAAUGCCCGCAAGGAUUUGGUGGACACAAGUGCGAAUCCAACUUGUGUGGAUGUGGGAAGUCACAAGACUGUCUAGCCAAAUGUAUGAAUACUACCCAGCAUCCAGAAACCAUGUCAGACUACUGGAACUUAGAUCCCGAUAUCAAACAUAUAACGGUACAUCAACAUUCCUCCGGAUGGGGGGAUAUUUUGACUUUCGUCAUUGUUGCUGCGUUACUCGGAUCAAGUCUGGUAGUCCUGCUUUGUUUCACUCUGUGUUGGUUUCGCAAUCGAAAACGUGACCUACCCUUUGGUCUAGCAAGCAAUUGCGGUUAUUGCGCUAUCCAAAACGAGCCUUUCCAAACGUUUAACAACCAACUGGAGAAUGACGUCUCAUGUCACGUAUCCGUGGCGAAAUUGUCGCAGCCUCAGACUACGGAGCUCGAUACACCUGGAUUUUUACCGACCAGUAAGGCCACAGACCAUAGACCGUGUGAGACAGACUCUGGUCAUCACAAGAGUAAACUGACUUCGACGUGGAUAGAUGCGCAACAACUGUUCACCGAUAUUCAUAGCAACCCUACUAAAGUCGUCAAACAACACAUGGGUGCUAUGCGUUGA
Molecule: messenger RNA, 1485 nt
Organism: Opisthorchis viverrini
Lineage: Eukaryota; Metazoa; Platyhelminthes; Trematoda; Opisthorchiida; Opisthorchiidae
Exons: 6
Coding region: 1-1485 (494 amino acids)
Biological process (GO): cell communication; establishment or maintenance of epithelial cell apical/basal polarity; heterophilic cell-cell adhesion
Cellular component (GO): plasma membrane; protein-containing complex
Molecular function (GO): calcium ion binding
Source: RefSeq, a predicted model, not a curated record